Messenger RNA from Saprolegnia diclina VS20, 932 nucleotides. RefSeq lists its product as hypothetical. The record is from RefSeq and is a predicted model, not a curated record. Gene Ontology annotation, molecular function: protein binding. The coding region runs from base 82 to 837 and encodes 251 amino acids. The transcript has a single exon. NCBI's taxonomy places the organism in Eukaryota, Oomycota, Saprolegniomycetes, Saprolegniales, Saprolegniaceae.
GACGGCGUGGGACGUGCUCGUAGUGUUCCGAAAACGACGACCGACCGACCAUUGGGCUUUUCUUGCCAGGAAGCUGCCUUCAUGAACACGGUCCUGCGCGACCACACGCUCUUCUGCGAGAUCACGGGAUACCAGCGCGGACUCUUGGACGACCUACGCCCGCUCUACCGCGAGUGGACGACGAUGGUCGAUGGCUUUGGCAACAUCGUGCAUCUUGCGCCGCGCUACAAGCCGUACGCCCUCGCCAGCGAAGUCGCGGCGCGACCGCCCAUCUACACAAGCUUCUACUACCUCGGCUUGGACACGCGACGGCCCGACCCGCGCUUCCUCGUCUAUAUGGCCGUCGUCAUGGGUGACCUCGACCGCCUCGUGCGAUGGCGGCGCUGCAUGGACGCACCGCCACCCCGGCUUUUUGCGCUCGCCGUGCGCCAUGGCCACCUUCACAUACUGACGCAUCUGCAUGGUCGUCACCUCAUUGAUGCAUCGUCUGUGGCGCACAUGGCGUUGAUGGACGUAGCGGCUGCGCAUGGCCAUGUGGCGAUCGUCGACUACCUGCACCGCCAUGCGCUGGGCACAUGCAGCGUCGAGGCCAUGGACGCUGCGGCGACCAACGGCCAUCUCGAGGUGGUGCGCUACCUGAGCACGCACCGGGACGAAGGGUGCACGGUGGCGGCGCUCGAAGGCGCGGCGUGCAAAGGCCACGUCCGGAUCGUGCAGUUUCUCUUGCUCGGUUAUCGCAAUCAAGUGCCGGCGUUGCGGUUUGCCUAUGACGUGGCAUGGGCCAACGGCCAUGGCGACGUGGCCGACGUGCUGCGCCCAUACAUUUUGACGGCGUAGCCACUUGCGAUACACCAACAAGACGAACUAGACUAGAGUCGUAUUAAUCGUACGCAUCGGAACGAGUUGGGAUGGUGGGAUGGAGCCCAUGGGCG